AUGAGGGCUGUGGCCAUUGCUAUUGCGAGCACUUUGCUCUGUGCCGGGCCAGCUACCACACAGGGUGCUACCACUGCUACCACUGCCGCUAGUUCUACCUCUUGGAGGAGCAUCCCUACUCUCCCCAGUGAUGUCAACAAAGGGAGGAAACUGCUGGCGAAUCUAGAAGACCCCAAUGCGAAGGAUGCCCAAAGGCUCUGCCCCGGAUAUACUGCCAUCAACAUUCGGAACUGUCCGGGGGGGUUGAGUGCUCGUUUGGUGUUGUCUGGUGCGAAUUGCAAUGUUUAUGGGACUGACAUUGAGUUUGUUUUAUUCCCCCUAUAUUGCACGCUAGUUUUGUGACCGGUAACCGGGCUAAUCACGCCCCCGUAGUCAACUCGACCUUCGAGUAUUGUUUGGGCCGGAAUCUCGGCUCAAUGUUCGAAUCCUGCCGGCCGAGAUACCAGAAGAACAGGAGUCCUGGUACGAUACUAACGAGGAUUAUCUAACAAGGACGGUUAAGGGAGUUCAUUUCAACCCAACAAAUUCCCAUUUUGGCUUCCAGCUCAACAGUUCGCCAUUUGAAUUCUCUGUUGUGAGGAAGAGUACCGGCGAUAUCCUGUUCUCUACCAAAGGAAACAAAUUGGUCUUCGAAAAUCAAUUUCUUGAAUUCCGCACAGAGUUACCGGAGAAGUACAACCUUUAUGGGUUAGGCGAGGUCAUGCACAGCAUCAGACUCGGAAAUAACUAUAAUCGCACACUCUAUGCAACAGAUGUGAAGUAUAUAAUUCUUACGCCUCUCUCUAUAUCUCGUUCUAGUUGCUCACUCGUUACUUCAGUGAUCCACUUGACGAGAAUCUUUAUGGAUCUCAUCCUUUCUACUAUGAACAUCGCUACGCUACACUGGAGGAUGGUUCAAAGAAAGGAUAUGCUCAUGGUGUAUACCUCCGUAACCUCCACGGCCAAGAUAUCCUCUUGCGCGAGAAAUCGCUCACAUGGCGUACCAUCGGUGGAAUGGUCGACCUGACAUUUUACUCCGGACCCACUCCUACGGACGUCAUUGCAGAUCAUGUGAAAGCAGUGGGAUUACCAGCGAUGCAACAAUAUUGGACACUAGGGUUCCAUCAGUGCCGGUGGGGAUACUAUAAUGUGUCUGAUCUCGAGGGUGUCGUCGAGACGUAUAGGGACUUUAAUAUCCCCCUGGAAACAAUUUGGAGUGAUAUUGAUUACAUGGAUCAGUCAGUUUCCUUACCCCUUUGGUAGCCUAUUUAAUCCUAACAAGCGCAGAUACCGCGAUUGGACCAAUGACCCAGUAACAUACAGCCUCAACGCCUUCUCCGCGUUCCUGGACAAAAUCCAUGAGAAUGGUCAACACUUUGUGCCAAUUUUUGAUGCCGGAAUCUACAUCCCGAACCCCAACAAUGCCUCGGACGCUUACUCUUACUACGAUGCUGGCAUCGCUGCGGACGCCUACCUCAAGAACCCCAACGGGAGUCUUUACAUUGGCGCCGUCUGGCCCGGUUUCACCGUUUUCCCUGACUGGUCCGCACCCGGAACCCAAGACUGGUGGACAGACUCCUUCCAAAAAUGGCACAAAGAAGUAGAAUACGAUGGCAUCUGGCUUGACAUGAACGAAGUGUCAUCAUUUUGCGUCGGGAGCUGCGGUAGCAAGAAUAUCACUCAGAACCCCGUACACCCUCCAUUUUCCCUCCCCGGAGAGCCCGGAAAUCUGAUUCUGGAUUACCCCGAGGGCUUCAAUAAUACCAAUGCCACGGAGGCUACGAGCGCGACCGCUGCAAUUGAGGCCAGAAACUCGGCUAAUGCCGCCAAGGCUGCUGCUGUCGGACCCAUGUCUAUGGCUAUGCCCUUUGUUUCCCAAGUUACCCCUGGGGUCGAUAUAAGGGCAAUUAAUUACCCGCCGUAUGUUAUUAAUCAUGUGCAGAAUGGACACGAUUUAGCGGUUCACGCAGCUUCACCAAAUGCGACACAUUCGGACGGAAGUUUGGAGUACGAUAUGCAUAAUUUAUGGGGUGAGCGGAUCCCCGGGCAACGAGGAUACGGGGACAUACGCUAACCUUUUAGGCCAUUUGGAAACUAAGGCAACCUACAAAUCUCUGCUGAAGGUGUUCCGAGGGAAGAGACCGUUCAUCAUUAGUCGCUCUACUGCCCCUGGAACUGGUGCUUGGGCUGGGCAUUGGGGUAAGCCACUCCCGGCCCAAUAUGGGGGAAAUAAGCUUUACUAAUUCGAAAGUCACAGGUGGUGAUAAUGCUAGCAAGUGGUUCUACAUGGCUUUGUCAAUUCCUCAGGCAUUGAGCUUCUCCAUGUUCGGCAUCCCUAUGUUCGGUGUCGAUGUCGGUGCCUACUAUCCUCCUCCUUGCGGUCAAUACUAACUUCAAUCUAGACCUGCGGUUUCAACGGAAACACUGAUAUGGAGCUUUGUGCCCGUUGGAUGCAACUCUCAGCAUUCGUACUUGCCCUUCCUAGCCCCCACCCCCCUGCCUGUUUCGAGAGCUCCCUUACUCACACCCGCAGUUUCCCUUCUACCGAAAUCACAAUGUCCUCUCCGCUAUUCCCCAAGAAGCCUAUCGCUGGGCAGCUGUCGCUGACGCCUCCCGCACGGCAAUGGCAAUUCGCUACAUGCUCCUGCCAUACAUAUACACCCUCUUCCACCACGCACACACCGCCGGUGCAACCGUCAUGCGCGCCCUAUCUUGGGAAUUUCCAGAUGAUGAAUCGCUUGUCGAGAUCGACCGCCAGUUUAUGCUAGGUCCGGCAAUCAUGGUCGCUCCGGUGUUGGACCAGAGCGCAAAUUACACCAAUGCUACGUUUCCAGGUGGGGAGAACGAGAAGUGGUACGAUUGGUACACGCACGAGGCCAGAAAUGGAAGUGAGGGAAAAUUGGUAGACUUAAAAGCACCGUUGGGACACAUUCCGGUGUUUAUUCGGGGGGGUAAUGUUUUGGCUUUGCAGGUUUGUUAAUAUUACCCGAGGUCCGGGCCGGGUUCUAACCGGAGAAUAGCAUCCGGCAUACACAACCGCAGAAUCUCGUAAGAACCCUUGGGACGUCCUCGUCGCAUUGGAUUCUGAAGGAGAUGCAUCUGGAGAUUUGUACCUUGAUGACGGAGAAAGCCUUGUUCAGGAGAAGACUGCUUUCAUAACUGUAUGACUGCCACGCAAGUCCCCCUGUGCUUGAAUUCAGCGCUAACAGCCCCCCAGCUUGAAGCAACAAACUCCCUCCUCAACAUAUCGCGAAAGGGGCAAUUGACCUCCACCGAAGCGCUAUCUUCGGUUACAAUCCUGGGAGUAUCAAAGAAGCCUAAUCAAAUCAGAUUUGGAAAGGCAAAACUUGACAAUUGGAGCUGGAGAGAGAGUAGUCAAGUUCUGAAGGUGAGGGGGCUCGAGGGAGUGACGAAGGGAGGGGUGUGGAGUAAAGAGUGGGAGCUGAGCUGGUAGUAAAUAGUUCUUUUUUCCUAUUUUCUUAAAUUUUUUUAUUAGACACUAGUUUAGGUGCGUGGGAGCCACUCGGAAUCCUCGUGCACCUUGGCUACCCGGGGGCAGAAUUACUCAGACAAAGUGACAAACAUAUCAGUGGUGAGGUUUUCCGAGCUAAUAGUUUUCCAUCGUCCCUGGAGCAAACGCAACUAAAACUAGUAGGAACCCCCCCGGAUUUUUUUCCCUCAUUUCAUAAUAUAUUUGUGUCUAGCAGUGCAGCAGAUUUAUUGUACAGUACGCUACUUUCGAUAGUAUUGCGGUAUCAUUGCAGCGCUGGCUGGUGGCUCCUGCGCAUGGAAAUGAUUGGAGCAUGCAGUAGGGCUGUGACACAGCAA
Tuber aestivum (summer truffle) is the source of this 3807-nucleotide messenger RNA. The record is from the annotation of a GenBank genome assembly. NCBI's taxonomy places the organism in Eukaryota, Fungi, Ascomycota, Pezizomycetes, Pezizales, Tuberaceae.